Syzygium oleosum is the source of this 960-nucleotide messenger RNA. RefSeq lists its product as uncharacterized. Bases 237 to 797 code for a protein of 186 amino acids. The transcript is spliced from 2 exons. NCBI's taxonomy places the organism in Eukaryota, Viridiplantae, Streptophyta, Magnoliopsida, Myrtales, Myrtaceae. The record is from RefSeq and is a predicted model, not a curated record.
GAGAUUACGGGGGGAGGGAGACGGAGGAAAAUUUCUGGCUGCGCGGCCUCCAAACCACCGUCCUACGUGGCGCAACGCACCACCAUCCGAUUCGCCCGCACAUUCCCACCCCAGCCCAUCGCCACCAACCAAGCACAAGCUCGCCCUCGCUCUCCCUCUCCCUCUCUCUCUCUCUCUCUCUCUCUCUCUCUAGAAUUCGCAGGUGAUCCGCUGAACCACCACCACCACCACCACCAAUGGCGGUCGCUGCUCCGUCGCCGGCCGCUUACCUCUCCGGCCUCAGCCGCCGCGGCUCCCUCUCCCCGUCCCCCGCCAGGAAGGCCCUGACCGUCGUCGCCAUGGCUCCGAAGAAGGUGAACAAGUACGACGAGAGCUGGAAGAAGGAGUGGUACGGGGCGGGGAUCUUCUUCGAAGGGAGCGAGGAGGUGGAGGUGGACGUGUUCAAGAAGCUGGAGAAGCGCAAGGUCCUGAGCAACGUGGAGAAGGCGGGCCUGCUCUCCAAGGCGGAGGGGCUGGGGCUCACCCUCUCCUCCAUCGAGAGGCUCGGGGUGUUCUCCAAGGCGGAGGAGCUGGGGCUGCUCAGCCUGUUCGAGCGGGCCGCCGCGGUGUCCCCCUCGGCGCUGGCCUCCGCCGCGCUGCCCAUCCUGGUGGCGGCCCUCGCCGCGGUGGUGCUGAUCCCGGACGACUCGGCGGGGCUCGUGGCGGUGCAGGCGGUGGUCGCGGGGGGGCUCGUGGUGGGGGCGGCGGGGCUGAUCGUGGGGUCCGUCGUGAUCGGCGGAUUGCAAGAAGCCGAUUGAAAUUCAUUCCCUUAGCGUUAGCCAGCGUUGUAGAAUGAUGAUAAAUCUAAAAGCCUUUUCCCCUCUCUCUCGAUCAUUGCAUUGCAUGCCCAGAACUAGUAAGUAAGUUGCUUGAGCAAGAAAGCUCGAAUCAAACCGCGCUCGAGCUUACGCCAUUGAACAA